GCGCCUCGGCACUCUAGCUGAGAGACAGUCAAUACAGAGGGAACUGACAGAGCCCCAAGGAAACAAUACGGUAGAGAAAGAAACAUGGUGAACACAAGAAGAAGCACGCAGCUCCAGCCAUGCAGUCCUGUCAUCUCCGGUUGGACGAGGUCGUCUACUCGAAACAACCCAAACUUGGAAGAACACAACCAUAAGGACCCUAACAGUAAUAUCAGCUCUGGUAGCCCACGCUUGUCGCCUCCAUCAAAACGAAAACGCAGACAUACAACACCUAGCUCCAGUGACACUUCACCAAGUCCCCAGAGCAAAGCGCAGAGAGUUACAUGGAGCACAUCCAAACACUGCACCAGGUUAUCAACUGGUGCUUUACAAAAUGGACAUGCUUUAGGCCGGAGGACCCUGCGGGUAGAUGACAGCACAGAUGGGGACGAUGCCCGCUUGAAUGGCCACGUUGAGCUGAAGAGGAGCUGUCGCUCUAGGAAGAGCCGCUUUCAGCACCUCAACCAGAGCCUGCUGUUUGACCAGCUGGUCAACAGCACGGCAGAGGCGGUGCUUCAAGAGAUGGACAACAUCAGCAACAUUCGACAGAAUCGAGAAGUGGAGCGGCUUCGCAUGUGGACAGACACAGAACUGGAAAACAUGGACAUGUAUUCACGUGUGAAAAGGCGGAAGUCGAUGAGGAGGAAUACAUUUGCAAUGCAGACACACCAUAAAGUCAUCAGCAAAUCUGAAGCCCCAGAAGAGGAGGGAAGGGAAGAAGAGGAAACUGAUGAAUCCCAUGAGGAGGGAGAUGACGAUGAAGGGGAAGAUGAUGAAGAUGAUGAAGGAGAUGAAGCAGAGGAAGCAGGAGAGGAGAAUGAUAGACCUUACAACCUUAGGCAGCGUAAAACCGUGCAGCGUUAUGAGGCACCACCCAUUGUGCCAGUAAACAGAAAACAAAGUAAGAACACAGUGUUUGACACACACAGAUCCCCUGCAAGAAGAAGCCAUAUCAGAAUAAAGAAGCAUGCUAUUCAUAGUAGCGAUACAACGUCCUCAUCGGACGAGGAGCGGUUUGAAAGAAGAAAAAGUAAAAGCAUGACACGUGCUCGGAACAGAUGUCUGCCUAUGAAUUUGCGAGCAGAGGACCUGGCCAGUGGUGUGCUUCGUGAUCGGGUGAAAGUUGGUGCUAGUUUAGCUGACGUGGACCCCAUGAAUCUGGAUACCUCUGUGAAGUUUGACAGUGUAGGCGGGCUUACCUCUCACAUUAAGUCUCUCAAAGAGAUGGUGGUCUUUCCUCUUCUCUACCCUGAAGUGUUUGAGAAGUUUAAGAUUCAGCCUCCAAGGGGUUGCCUGUUCUAUGGUCCUCCAGGGACAGGGAAGACUUUGGUGGCUCGGGCGCUGGCAAACGAGUGCAGUCAGGGCGACACUAAGGUCUCCUUUUUUAUGCGGAAGGGAGCCGACUGCCUCAGCAAAUGGGUGGGAGAAUCAGAACGACAGCUCCGCCUUCUUUUUGACCAGGCAUACCUCAUGAGACCGUCUAUCAUCUUUUUUGAUGAGAUCGACGGCCUUGCACCUGUUCGUUCUAGCAGACAGGAUCAGAUUCACAGCUCCAUAGUUUCCACGUUGCUGGCUUUAAUGGAUGGUUUGGACAGUCGAGGGGAGAUAGUGGUCAUUGGUGCUACAAACAGACUUGACUCUAUCGACCCUGCACUCAGGAGGCCUGGUCGUUUUGACCGGGAAUUUCUGUUCAACCUGCCAGAUAAACAGGCUCGAAAGCACAUUUUAGAAAUUCACACCAGGGAUUGGAACCCAAAGCUGUCAGAUUCCUUUAUGGAUGAGUUGGCAGAAAAAUGUGUCGGGUACUGUGGUGCCGACAUUAAAGCACUUUGCACCGAGGCGUCACUGGCGGCAUUGCGGCGGCACUAUCCUCAAAUAUACAGCAGCAGCCAGCGCUACAAAUUGGACGUGGGUUCUAUCGUGCUGGGUCCGCAGGACUUUGGUCGUGCUUUGCGUGCUAUUGUUCCAGCUGCUCAGAGAGCUCUUGCACCACCAGGCCGGGCCUUGUCCUGCACACUGCAGCCUCUGCUGGAGCGAUCAUUUGCCCACACACUCUCCUGCCUGCUGCGAGUCUUCCCCCAUGCAGAGCUCCCACACAGGGAACAAACUCACGACUCUGACAAUCAGCUGCUGGAGGAGGACUCUUACAGCGAGGGGGAAGAAGGAGCUGGUGCUCAGUCCAUUUAUGAUGUUCAGCCAGAAUCUCCAAAGAAAUCACACACAUCUACUGUUCACAAACCCUUCCUUCAUUUUACUACGUCUGCCUAUCAGCAGCCAACCUCAUACCGACCACGGCUUCUGCUAACAGGGCCUCAGGGCUCGGGUCAGAGCACACACCUGGCUCCUGCUCUGCUGCAUCACCUCAACAAGUUCACUGUGCAUCGCCUCGACCUGCCCACGCUUUACUCUGUCAGUGCCAAGACCCCAGAGGAGUCCUGCGCUCAGGUGUUUCGGGAGGCACAGCGGAGCGUGCCAAGCGUAAUCUACAUGCCACACGUCAGUGAUUGGUGGGAGGCCAUAAGUGACACGGUGAAGAGUACGUUCCUCACACUGCUGCAGGAUGUUCCCUCCUUCACCCCACUUCUCAUCCUUGCCACGGCUGAGAUCAGCUACCAGCAGCUCCCUGAAGAGGUAAAGUGCAUGUUCAGUCGCUCCUAUGGUGAGGUGAUGUGUCUCACAACACCUGGGGAGGAGGACCGCAGGAAGUUCUUCAGUGAUCUUAUACUGGUGCAAGCAGCCAGGCCACCACUCCGUCCGAGAAAAAAAGUGUGUGAUCUUGAGGUGCUGCCUUUGGUGGAAGACCCUGGCCCUCGGCAGCUCUCUCCAGAGGAGCAGAAGCGACUUGAGGAGCAGGAGGAGAACACCCUGCGCGAGCUCCGCCUCUUUCUCAGGGAUGUCACCAGGCGGCUGGCCACCGACAAGCGCUUCCACAUCUUCAGCAAGCCUGUAGAUAUUGAGGAGGUAUCGGAUUAUCUCGAGGUCAUCAGAGAGCCCAUGGAUUUGUCCACCGUCAUGACAAAGAUUGACACUCUCAAGUACACAGCUGCGAAAGACUUUCUGAAGGACAUUGACCUCAUCUGCAGUAAUGCGUUGGAGUACAAUCCAGACAAAGAUCCAGGAGAUAAGAUAAUACGGCAUAGGGCUUGCAGUCUGAAGGACGCGGCUCAUGCAAUGAUUGCGUCUGAGCUAGACCCAGAGUUCGACCGCAUGUGUGAGGAGAUUAAAGAGUCUCGAAGGAAAAGGGAUUUCCAGAUGACACAGCAGCCAGCUGCCACUCCGACAUCUGUAACAGGCAGGAGGCCAGUUGGGGGAGACGAGGCCACUGGCAGCACCUCGCAGGCUGAUGUGGUGGAGAAGCAGCACAACAGCAGCAUAAAGCGCAAAGUUCGGCGUCGGUCAAUCUGGGAGCGUGGCAUCAUCAGGAAGAAGAAAAGCAACAAGAAGGAGGAGAUAGAAGACGACGAUGAGCCUGAGGAGGAUGAAGGACCUGACGAUUCAAUUGUUGCAGGUCAGGGCCAUGCCAGUCCGGCUCAGGACGAGUCCUCCUCCGACACCGCAGAACCCCAACCUGAUCAACCCCUUCCCCAACCCAAUGGAUAUGCUCUAAGCACUGAAGAGGAGAACUCCAGUGAAGCCACUGCAACUCAAGAUCCUCAAGGCCAAGAUAAGGCCACAACUACCUUUAAGAACCCUCCUUCAGGAGAGGAGAAAGAGGCAGCAGCGCUCUCUGAGCCCAAAGCGUGCGUAAACGGAGACGAGUCGAUGGACAGUAUAGACAGCGAAGCCAAUGAAAAGGAAUCAGGGAGCAGUAACGAGGAGCUCACCGCUUCUGUAAGAGAGUAUCAGGCUGGAUUGGAAGAUACAGUGGAAGAAGGCAAGUCAAAUGACUGCGCUCCAGCAGGAGAUGGAGCAGCUAGUGAUGAAGUUCAUGAAAAAGAAGUUAUCUCCAAAGACAAGGUGUGUAGAAGAAGCCAAUCAGAACAGCAGAAAGAAGUUCUUGCUGAGAGGCCGGAGGAACCCCCACAGCCUCCACCUCCACCUGCUUUAGUUGUAGACUAUCAACGACUCAAGGCUCUGCUAGAUCAAGUUGUGAUAAAGAGUAAGGGUUAUAGUGUGGAUCAACUGGAAAGACUUUACUCAGUGCUCAGCCAGUGUAUUUACCAGUACCGCAGGGAUUAUGACAAGACCUGCCUGAUUGAGGAGAUGGAGAGGCAAGUCCAGCAUUUCAAUACAUUCCUGUAAUGAAACCAGGUGAACAUAAUCAGAGACUCCUGUAAUGCAAAAAAAAAAGGAGACCAAGUUAAAGAACCAAGCUGCUACAGCGAGCCAAGCAGGUUUGGUAUUAAAUAGCAAAGGAAGAGGUAAGGAGACUUGCAAAGACUUUCAGUGGCAACCUUGGUGCUAUUGUCUCAGGUACCUGGACAGAACUAGUCUACAGAACCAAACACAAGUCAAGACUCGUAUAGGUUUCAAAAACAUAUAUGCCAAUUUCUAACGGGCGUUCUUGGUGCUAUUAGGUGCUAUUGUUUAUCCAUUUGCUGCUCCUUGAGUUUCUUUAAAAAAAAAAAAAAAAAGUGAGAAAAGGGAAAAAAAAAUUGAUUGUGUGAUGUCACUUAAACACCUUGGUCUCAUUUGUCAGGAAGAGACAGCACACAUCACCAUACAGGCACAGAUUCUCACCAGCAGUAGUAAAACCCCACAUGAACAAGGUGUAAUGCCACGAGGUCAUGCCAGUUUGUUACUGACUGUGGAAAGGAUUGCAUCAUUCUCCCUCUAUGAAUAACAUCUUAAUGUUUUGUCUCCCUGUGACCUUUAACUAGUAGACAGUGAUAAUCCCGUCCAGAAUACACACCCUCUAACACUGAAUUGUGAGCAUUUUCUACCUGAUGCAUGUCAUAAAUCCCUUGUAGAGGGGAAAAAAAAAACCUGGUGCACCAUCGUAUUAAAAGGGGCCCUAAAUUAAAAGUUAAAUUUAUUACAGUGGAAUUAUCACAGUACAAUGAUGCAGUAAACCAAGUUUUUAUCAUUUUUAUUUUUUGUAGAUUUUAAAAUAACUGGAAACAUAUCUAGCUACAGCUUCAGGAAUGUUUUCCAAGAGGCGUGUCGCCUCUUGAAAGUUGAUCUCUUCCUGCCUAAUGAGCAUUUACAGUUUGGUAUUGUCAUGGCCACAUAUAUAUUUGUCUUUUGGGAAAAGAUGACUGUGUAAACCCUUUUCACUUGAGGCUGAUCUAAACAAAUUUUCAAAAACUGUUUGUUUUUUUGUUUUUUUCUUUUGAAUGAGCAACACCCACAUAAUCCUUAAGACAGUUAUUUUGACACCAUUGGUUACGCCAUAACCUUAUGUUGUAAUAUUUUGUAUUAUUUUGUAUUAUUUGCUUUUUUUUUAAAUUACCUCUUAGUUUGAGUUAUAUGAAUGCUAAGAUUGUUUGCAUUAAUUAAUGAAUGAUGAACAAGGCAAUUUUAGCCAGAGUGGUUUGUUCAGUAUAGAGCAUUAUUAUUGUUGUGUUCAAUUUAUUUUUGUAUGAUAUUUUGAUUUUUUUUUUUUUUUUUUGUCCAUGGUUUAGUUGUGUUAAGACUUUUGCUUAGUGGCUACUUUAUUUUUUUUAGUAGCUAGGUUCUGGUUGGUUUUUGGCCUUGUGUGUUUAAUGCCAAGGACUUUUCACUGAAAGACCUGAAAGCUUUUUUCUUUAGUAAGAUUCUUUUUUUAAAAGCUUUUUUUCUUUAGUUUGCAGGAAAAAAAAACUUACCUGAAGUUAAGACUCAUCUCAGUUUUAUAUUAUUUGAAGUCUACUUAAAAACCAUUCAAAAACAUGCAAGAAGAGAAAUUAGCUUUGGAUUACUGCAGCGAGAUGGAGAACCCUGGCUACCUCAGUUAAAAGUUAUUUAAGACAACAUGUUUAUCAAAGACGUACAGUAUUUGUAAACAUCUGUAACAUCGCUGCACCUUCAUCAUUUGAAAGCCCGGGUACUGAGCAACAAGUCCUGUGGCCGAUGCAGUAAUUCAUCCUUUUGUUUGGUUUUGGUUUCUGUUCCUUUAAGUUUCGCAGUUGAGCCUACACAAAUAGCACAUUAACUUCGAUAAAAGUUUGUAUUAUAUAUAUAUUUGUUUCCUAUCCAAUGGACCUUGGUGAUGGCAGCCAUAUUGUUUGUCCACUUCACUACAGUUUCUACUCUCUAUGUCCUGCAUAACUGCAUAAUUUUUAGCUAUUUAUCUUACGCUGUACUUGUUUAUUUAUUAACAUGAGUACUGGUGUGAUUGAGCGUUUGUUCAUAUUUUUCGUACACCGUUGACUAAAAGGGGACAAAUUGGAAAUUUGUUACAGCUUUUAAAGUCAGAGCCAUGUCAUGAUGUAGCAUGUUUGUGUAGCAGGGUUGCGCAGGCGGAAGAGGUUUACUGGUCUCAGGUCUCUGCUACAUUUUAUGAUCUAUUUAUUCCAUUAUGAUGGUGCUGGUGUUGCUUUAUGGGCUUUGUGGUAAAUACAUCUAAUGUAAUAAGUGUUUUAACACCUCCUCCUCUGUAUCUCCUGCACAUGAUCUGCUUGUUCUCUCUGAUUCUGUAGGUACUACUGUGAUGCUGACCACUGGGUCUGAGAGCAUUUGAGCUUAUAGUCUAUUUCGUAAGGAUUCAAUGAAUUGGAAAACGUACAAAAUAUUACAUGUUUAUAAAUUUCUUUUUCAGUUUUGUUCUGGUCCGAAACAAUCACUUUUUUUUUUUUUUUUUUUUAACAACGAUUGUGUAAGAAGUCACAUUUUAAACUGGAUCAAAUUUAAAUUGGAAACACUUCUAAUAUUUAUAUUAGAAUAAUUUAAAGUAACAAGAUGGUGAUCUGGACACGGUACAGGAAAUCCAUCUAUUAUGUGAAACCCCUUUUUUUUUCCCCCUGCUGAUACGAUUUGUGCUUGAUCUUACAGAAUCCAUUAUUCUGUGAUGUAUAUCUUAAAACAGCAAGGCACUGUUUUGAGUCUGUGAAUGCUAUCCAAGAAAAACCUGUAAUGUCUUAUGAUUUUGGUUCAAAGCAUUUGUCAGAAGUGGUACUAUUGAUAACCUGAUGCUGAGUCUCACUUCACGUUUUACAUUAGCUCAGUUUUCCACAUUUGGUUUGAUUAGUCUAGUUACAGCUUUCUACAAAAAUCUGUGCUAUUGUUAGACCAAAAACUGGCUUUCUACAAAACUGCCUGACUACUAUACUGACACCUGACCGGAGCCUUAAACAAGUGUUACUGAAAUAAAUAAACAAGCAAACAAACAAACAAAAAAAAAAGUGUCCCAUUCUGAUCUUGCUUAAUCAUCUGAAGAAGAGCUAAAUUUAAGUCAUUUCGUUUUUCAUUUAUCCUGAUUAAAAAGCAAGUGGGUUAAACAUCCAGUUUGUUGACAUGCUCAGGAGGGGAGCUGAGGUAUGCAGGUUUUUUUUUUUUUUUUUUUUCUUAAAUAAAACCUCUUUCACUUAUAUAACAAUUGCCUCUGAUAUGUACUCUGUUGUUUAUUUAUUGAUCUAAGAUUGGGGGUUUGUAUUUCUGCUAUUGCCAGGGUCUUUGCAGCAUUUUCUCAAACUGGUAAAAGACUCAUUUGAAACCUGGUUAAUAUCCAGUCGAGCGUUAUUUUAGUGGAAGUCCUGUUGAAAUGAAUACAUUUACUGUAAUUUCUUAAACUGCUGUGAUUAUACUUGAAUAAAAGGUGCAAAUUGUA
Clarias gariepinus (North African catfish) is the source of this 7726-nucleotide messenger RNA. It is a transcript of the gene atad2b, whose product is annotated as ATPase family AAA domain containing 2B. NCBI's taxonomy places the organism in Eukaryota, Metazoa, Chordata, Actinopteri, Siluriformes, Clariidae. The record is from RefSeq and is a predicted model, not a curated record. Gene Ontology annotation, molecular function: chromatin binding; ATP binding; histone binding. Bases 85 to 4281 code for a protein of 1398 amino acids. The transcript is spliced from 28 exons. Gene Ontology annotation, biological process: positive regulation of transcription by RNA polymerase II. Gene Ontology annotation, cellular component: nucleus.